Molecule: messenger RNA, 124 nt
Organism: Arabidopsis thaliana (thale cress)
Lineage: Eukaryota; Viridiplantae; Streptophyta; Magnoliopsida; Brassicales; Brassicaceae
Exons: 2
Coding region: 33-98 (21 amino acids)
Source: RefSeq, marked reviewed
UGUCGCCAGAUUCGAAGCUUUUGACUCCAGUGAUGACUCCAACAGAAGCUCCGGCAACGGAGCCACCGAGCCGCCAUCGAUGGAAGAGAAAAGUCUAGGUUUUAAGGAUUUUGGUGGUGGCUAG